UUAGCGUUCCUGUUACACCAUUCUGUUCAGUACAGACCUAUCUCGCUUGAGCUAGUCUCUAGUGACCCAUACAUGGAAUGUAUGGGGGUAGCAGUCAAGUGUGGAACUGCCGAGGUAGAGGUGCUUAAUGUGUAUAUCCCGCCGAUUAAUAGCUGUGAACCGCGUUAUUUGCCUGAUAUUAGCCCAUUAUUGGUAGGCAAUAACCGCCUGGUACUAGGGGAUUUUAAUGCCCACCAUGAGUUGUGGCAUUCCGUCCUAGGUAAUGACCAGAGGGGAUCAGCGCUGGCAGAGCAGAUUGACUGCUCCACAUUCUGCACGGUUAACGAGGAUGCCCCCACCCGAAUAAGAGGAGAGUGUCACAGUUCGCCAGACUUAACCAUAGUGUCACCCGGUCUGAUAAAUGACGUGACUUGGCAACCCGUCAUUUCUCUUGGCUCAGACCAUCUCCCGAUAAUCGUCUCCAUAAGCAGGUCGCCCGAUUUCAUAACCUCUGAACGCCGCACUUUCCUUAACCAUGGGAAAGCUCACUGGCUCGAGUUCAGAGAAUUCACCAACCGCCGCUUCAGAGAACUGCCCAACCCUUCUGAUGUUCGGGUAGCAGAAAGGAUUUUCCGAAACAUCAUCAGAGCUGCAGCCGCUCGCUAUAUACCUGCUGGUCGAAUACCCGAGAUAAGACCAAACUUCCCAGCAGAGGCAGCGGGAUUAGCAAACGAGCGUGAUGAUCUCCGUCGUACCAACCCUACUGAUCCUAGAAUCAGUGAUUUGACAAUGGAAGUCAACCGGUUGGUACAGGAGCAUAAGAGGAAAAAGUGGCUAGACCAUCUGAAGUGCUGCAACAUUGGAACCGAUAUGAGUAAGCUGUGGGUAACGGUUAAGUCGCUCUCGAACCCUGGAAAAAAGGAUGAUAGGACCUCAGUCACUUUUAACGACGUAACGGUGACUGAUCCGAAGAGUACUACGUCGUAUCAGAUCUCUUCCCGCCGAGGAGGAACCACCACAGUUUACGAUGGGUGAUGUUGCAAAUGUCAUCCGUAACGCUAAGUCAUCCAAAGCGUUGGGCCCGGACGGAAUCUCAAUGGUAAUGUUGAAGCAGCUGGAUACGCCGGGAGUCGAGUACUUAACGAAAGUUCUCAAUUUGUCGCUAGCCACCCACAUAGUGCCCGAAACCUGGAAAAUGGGCCGGGUGGUCCCGCUACUGAAGCCAGGCAAGGAUGCCAGUAAAGGCGAAUCGUACAGGCCGAUUUCGCUUUUGUCGCCAGUAGCAAAGACUCUUGAGGCUUUACUCCUCCCCAGCAUUAGAGGAAGUUAUACAGUUGCCAACCACCAGCACGGAUUCCGUCCACAACAUAGUACCACAACAGCAUUACACGCCAUUUCCACACAUAUUAGUAGAGGACUGAACCAGAACAGGC
Musca domestica (house fly) is the source of this 1412-nucleotide messenger RNA. RefSeq lists its product as uncharacterized. Bases 73 to 1014 code for a protein of 313 amino acids. The record is from RefSeq and is a predicted model, not a curated record. The transcript is spliced from 2 exons. Lineage: Eukaryota; Metazoa; Arthropoda; Insecta; Diptera; Muscidae. Gene Ontology annotation, molecular function: catalytic activity.